AUGGAAGCAUUGCAAAAAGAGAUUGCGAAGAACAUGAAAGGGGAGAACGAUAAGGAGGACGGCAUACCUGAAACAUUGUGCAGUACGUAUCAAACCGGAAAUGAACCAGUAAGUGAAGAGGACAAAGCUAGGUGUGCACUACUUGCACGAAUAAUGUUCUACAUCGACGGGUUAAACGGUGAGGGUUCAACAGUCGAUCAACGACGGGAAAACACCAAUAUGAAACAGAUAGAGGACGCAAUGAAGUGUAUAAUAGGCAGUGUAUACAUAAGGAAAAUAAUGAAGCUCGCAUGCUGGGAGCAGCGUAUUCGCGAACAUGCACUGAACGCCGUGGACGAACAUGUAAAUGAAAUGCAAGGCACAAGCAGAAGCAGGAAGUGUGUGAAUUGGGAAUUUGGGAAUACAUGCGUAGGGGGUUUUAUUCCUGAAUCGAAAAUUACGCAAUGGAUGCUGAGCGAUAGAACUGUUACGGACAGAGUGCAGGACGCUGCACGCGAUUCGUCGUGUGCAGGACAGGACUGGACACGUAGGAUACAGGCCACGGAACAGCGCGCAAACGAGGGCAUACACGCUACGCAAUGUGCAGGAAGUCAAGGCAAAGCACAUUUCAAUGCGACAUCAGGACACGGGGACCAAGGAAGCCCAAGACCAGCCGCCGCGGCCAAACCAGUAGCGGCGAAACCGGCAUCACCACCGUCAUCGGGGACGGGGGGGACGACGUCAACGACGACGGCAACAUCUGGUGGUGGUGGUACUGGUAAGGGCCGUGAUGCCGCUGCCGGACCGAAGGAAGGAACGAAGACGGCCCCAGCAGGGGAAUGUCAAGGGGACAGAUUAUCGGAGUGGAAGCAUAAGCCAGUGUACGUGGUGCAGCCACAUAAUAAAGACCAUCUGCAAAAAUUGAAUAAAGUGUUGGAAGAUUUUAAAGAAUACAUGGAUGAACACAAAGACAAAGAACAAGCAUAUGGUGCCAACUGUUAUAAUGCAGGUUGGGAUGAUAUAGACAAGGACAACGUCCAUUACAUGGGCCAAAAAGUGGCGGACGUAGUACGAUGCAGAUUCAUGACUCUUGCAUUAGGCUUUGCAAAUGGGUGGACAGCCACAAAGCAGGAUAGGAACGACACAGUGAAAAUGGAUCCGGAAGAACAGAAUAGCCUAAGAUGUGAAGUAGUGAAUGUAUUUGGACACCUACUGAGACACAGGUAUUGUCCACAGCAAGAAAAGUGGAGAAGAGGUACAGAAUAUGCCGGUAUAGCAUUCAAGCAGAUGAAGAGUCCCGAGCAACAUGGACACGGAGGACUGGGGGGCCCUGUAAUGGAAGGGAAGUGCACAAUGUGUGGGUAUGGACAUAAUAAACAGCACGUAGACGCAGUAAAUUUGGACAUAGUAAACUGGUUGUUGCAGCAAACCAAAAUAUUGGAAGGCAUGGAGCAAAUAGAAGGGGGGGCAGACUGUAAUACGAAGUGGAAGGAGUAUACAGCAAACAAGAGGAAGGACGAUGACAACAGUAAAGUGGACGAAAAGAAAAUCACUGAAAUAAAAGAACAGGAAAAGGAGGUAGUGGAGGCGGCAAAAAAGACCAUUGAGGACUUAAAGAAAAAGGUAGAAGAGGAAAUUGCACACAAGGCAAAGGCGGCACCGAACGCAUCAGACCAGAGCAACAAGACAGGCCAGGACUCCUCUCCGAAGGCUUCAGGGAAAGAAAAAGCAAGUAACGGACCACAGGGAACAGGCACCACACCAUCAGGAACAUCAGCAGAUACAUCAAACCUGGGAAGGGCAGAUGUCACACCUGGACGAAAGGACGGGGGUUCCCAACCACAAGCACCUGCAUCCCCAGUCUUACCAGCAGCACCACCACCUCCUGCUCCACCACCAGAACCGGCACCAGAAGAAGGGAAAAACGGAGCACAAGGUGAUGCAGCACCGGCACCACCAGCAGGAGCAGAACUAGGGCGCAAGGGUGAUGCAGGACCAGCUGGUCCACAGGGAGAAACUGGAGCAGAGGGUGAAGCAGGUCCAACCGGACCACAGGCGGAUCCCGCAUCAGGGGCAGCUGCGGGACCCGUACAACCACCCCGACCUGCGCCACCACCAGGCCGGCCUAGUGGAACAGAGGAUCAAGCAACCACAUCACCACUACCCGCAGCUCCACAGCCGCCUAAGAAGGACGACACUACCCCAGUUACAGCACCGGCAGCAACAUCUCCAGGUAAGGCGACAUGUCCUGGUAGUAACGGCCCAUCUCCAGGUGUCUCCAUUAGUUGUGAGACUACCUCGGAUGAGGUAUUAGGCAUGACACCAGAAGUCACAAAACUCCUGGCGCAGGACGAGAAGGAGCGGGCAAAGGCACCCAUUAGUCCUAACCCAAGUUCAGAGACAGGACCUGCAGUAAACGUGCCUGAACCACAACCAGCACCAAAAGACCCUGAGCCAGAUAAAGCGCAACGACCCUGCAGUCCAGAUGAUUUCGACCUCUCCAGUAGCUUCGGCGGGGGUACCCCCACGCAUUGUACGAAGGGUGCCAGUAGUACCUCUUCCUCAGACAGCACUUCUUCAUGUAGUGGUACUAAGAGUAAGGAGGCUGUUGCAGGGGGUGGUAGUACUGCAGGAGGCCCCAAUGCCAUUACUGGGGGCACACAGGAUGGUCAUACGUCGCGUUCCGCGCAACCUGCACCGUUCCCUUUCGACCCAGUAAAUAUAUUUACACAGGACAUAGAAAAUGUCGCAGGAGGAUUCGUACCACCGGUUCCAGCACAUGGAACAGUGCGUUCAUCGAAUAACAACCAAGGUCCCGGACACGUUAGCCACGCUGUCCCCGACCUAACCGGCGACGUCCUUACCGCCACUACUCCCAUCCUGUUUUUUCUCACUUCCGUCAUCGUCGCCCUUCUUGGUUAUUCCCUUUGGAAAUACUUUGCGCACCUCGCCAAACGAGGACGAACAUAUCGAACCAUUCGUGACGUGCCGUCACCGCCACUCGACGAAGACAUUCUAGAGCAUCUACAACGCGGCGAACUGCCACCACCCGAUUACGGGUACACGAUGAUUAGGGACAGGCAGCCCGGCAGAUUGCCCGCACGACGACGACGCCCACCACGCGUGCACAAGCGCACGAUCAUCGAGCUACACUUAGAAGUGCUCAACGAAUGUGAAGCAACCGAGUGGGAAAACGUCAAAGAGCACUAUUUGCAGAUUGUCGAUUUGAUGCGGGACGACGACACGAAUAACAGUAUCUUGGGUGUUUAUACCUCAAACCAGGGUUUAUCAGGGAACCAUGUUUCCUUCACCGUGGAUCCAUCCACUGACGCCGACGGAACGGAUGCAUGUCCACCACAUGACCCCGAUCCAUGCAGUUGUAUGGACACUAUACAGUUACCAACGGACCCUUGCCCACCCAAUGCACACGACCCCGAUCCAUGGAGUUGCAUGGAAAACAUACAGUUCGCAACGGACCCUUGUCCACCGAAUGAAGAUGACCGAUGGAAUUGUAUGGAAACUAUACAUACAGACACAGCACCGAGUCCCUCUACUGGUUGCGGGCCUGCGACUUCGGACUACAUCCACUGGAUUCACUGGAUUCACCGCAACAAACAUAUUGUGCGGGCGUGCACGACGCAGCCGUGGUUUUUGCAAUUAAAAGCGCAUUGGAAACAACAUGUGCGUGAGCACAUGGUGGCAGACGCAGCAUCCGGUGAGCACAGGACAGCCGCAACCAUGGAAAGGAAGAAACUGGACGCAUGGAAAGAAUGGGUAGCGCAACAACAUCGGCAAAUGAGUAUGUAUUGUGAGGAGGCGUGGUUUACGCAUUUGUUGAACAAUGUAGAGGAGGAGACAGUACCGCAACACGGCCAAGUACCACGAGUAGCAAAACACUUAGAAGUGGAACAUGUAAUGGGACUAGAAGAUAUGCUACGAGUGAGACAUUUACCCCGGUCGCAACUGCAUAAGCAACCUUACAUGAAAAAACCAUUAACCGCUCACACAUGGAUGCUCCUGCUCGCGUUCGUAAUCGAACACUGCGAGCUCGAGAGUAGUAUGCAAGAGAAGGAGUUAUAUUUGGAUGCCCUAUUGGACAAGCUAUGA
Messenger RNA from Plasmodium fragile, 4086 nucleotides. RefSeq lists its product as uncharacterized. NCBI's taxonomy places the organism in Eukaryota, Apicomplexa, Aconoidasida, Haemosporida, Plasmodiidae. The transcript has 7 exons. The coding region runs from base 1 to 4086 and encodes 1361 amino acids. The record is from RefSeq and is a predicted model, not a curated record.